AUUGGCGGUUCGAAUGUCCGCUUGUGGGGAGGAAGGGAGAAGGCAAGGAGUACUUUGAGACGUCGAAGACGUUGCGCUAGUUGCGGCAAGGUUUACACAAGCACGCACUGCCGCAUUCGUUCGCCGAAUCGUCAAAGGAUAUGGGAUGUCAAGCCGCAGGUUCGGAAGCUGUUUUCUUUGUUUUUGCCCCACCGUCCACGUUGAAUUCGCAGUGCGCCUAGGCGCAGGGUGUGCGCAGAACCUGCAAUCCGACCCGGGACGCGUUGUGACAGCUUUUGACGAGUCCACGGGAAGGUGUUCAAUAUCUACUCAAUAUUUCCUCGGCCAAGCGUGCUGUUUCUAUCGAGGUUCAGAAUUCGCCCUUCGUCCUUGAUACGUAUAAACGCUUUCCACCGCUCUUUAUG
Trematosphaeria pertusa is the source of this 404-nucleotide messenger RNA. RefSeq lists its product as uncharacterized. The record is from RefSeq and is a predicted model, not a curated record. The transcript has a single exon. Lineage: Eukaryota; Fungi; Ascomycota; Dothideomycetes; Pleosporales; Trematosphaeriaceae. The coding region runs from base 146 to 373 and encodes 75 amino acids.